Molecule: messenger RNA, 7195 nt
Organism: Saccostrea echinata
Lineage: Eukaryota; Metazoa; Mollusca; Bivalvia; Ostreida; Ostreidae
Product: sperm-associated antigen 17-like
Exons: 39
Coding region: 81-6947 (2288 amino acids)
Biological process (GO): epithelial cilium movement involved in extracellular fluid movement; axonemal central apparatus assembly
Cellular component (GO): axonemal central apparatus
Source: RefSeq, a predicted model, not a curated record
UCUAAACAUAAAUAUGGCGGCAGAAUCGUAGAGGGAAUGUAAAAGUGCGAUUUCCUCUUGUUUUUUAAUAAUUAAGAAGAAUGUCGAAAGCAGGGAAGAGAGUAAAAAGUGGAUCGGGACAAGGAGGUGCGAAAUGGGAACAACCACUUCUUGCCGCCACUUUUGACGAGGAGAGUUGGAAAGCUAAUGUGGCAUUUCUUGUUGGAGACAAACCCGAUGAUUACACAUGGAUAGACAUACUUGGGGCUGCUAUUGCUGCAGGGUCUAGAAGACUCUUCAGUGUUAUAUCCAAGGAGCAAUUGGAGGCUGAGGUCAGAGAAUUAGGAAACCCAAAAGGAAAGAAACCAAAAGAAGUUCCCCAGCAUUUUGAAGUGUGUGAACCUUGUAAGACACAUCUAGAUAAUGGAGAGGAAAUUCCUUUGCCCCUCUUGGCCAGGCUUAUAAAGUUCAAACUGCUGUCAAUUAAGGCAAAUGAUCUAAGGCGUAGAGAAACUGAGAAGAAGGCUAGUGAUGGAAAGGACAAGGGAAAAGGAGGUGGAAAAGACAAACCAAAAUCUGCUGGGAAGGGCAAAGGGGGAGGGAAGAAAACCCCCGAACCCCCCUCUGCCAAGGAAGGGUCAAAACUAAGGAAACGAGGAGAAGAAGAUGAUGAGGGAAAAUAUAUAGAUGAUGAACCAGAUGAUGGAGCUCAACACUACAUCAUUGUGUAUGGCUACAAUAAUCCCCAUCUGAUUGCCUACCUGUCUGAGCUUGGAAUCACUGUGGAUUCCAUAAUUAAGAUCAGCUCUCAGGAUUAUUCCAGGUUCCAGAAGCCAGAGAUUCCAGAUGUGGAGAAAGAUGAAAAGACUCUGGCUCUGGAUGAAGCAGAAAGAGCCAAGAAGCAGAAACUAAAGAAGGAGUUGAAGCAGUUUUGGAAGGACAUCCUUCUGUUGUUACAGAAGCCACCAGAUGGCAGCAACCUUCAUAAUGUUGCCAGAAAAGACUACGAAGUCAAGAACCUCAUUGUACCAGAAAAUCUGGAGGAUCCAGAACAGAAGAAUAAUUUAGGGACAGCCCUGUUUGAGGACAUUGCCUGUAUGAUUUAUGACUUGAUUGAUGCCAGGCGACAAUACCAGACCUAUUUAGAGAACCUGAAGCUGAUACAUGUUCCUGUCCCUGGGGAAACAGCUCAGACCCAAGAGGAGAAGCCUGCAGUUUCUGCUGCCCCCACCCCCCAGCAAACCACUGCUCCGGCAAGUCUCCCCUCUAUUCACCCGGACCAAAUGGAGGUUAAGGCAGAGGUAGAUAUGAGGUAUUAUAAUGACCUGAUGAAUUGUAUACCCCAGGAAAGUGCCAGCAUUCCUCUUAUGAUGCACUGCAUGCUGGAACAGGUAGUUGCUACAGAUGAAGGAUCUGAUCCACCCAGUGAACAGCUCCCACCUAAAAGAGCUGAUGGACUAAACUCAAACUUGGUGUCUCACAUCAGCAGCAUGGCCUUCAAACUGGCCUUGUCUGAGGAAGAACACAAUAUGCUUUCAGACAUCUUUGAUUUACCAGAGAGACCCCCUGAUACUCCAAAUCAGCCACUUCUCAUGAAUAUUCAUGAUGACAUUUGUAUUCGUACCAACCACUUGAAGACUAUUUAUGGAUUCAAUCCACAGGAAGUGGAGAAAGAAAUGUUGAAGAAGCUUCCCUUCCAAACUCUGAUAAAUCUUCCACGUCCAACUAGUGCCGAGGCUAAAGAGCGGGCAGCUCGUCUACAGGAGCUGAUACAUUUCUGUGCCACUGACGGUCUUUCUCAAUCUGAGAUAGACAGAGCCUUUAAGCAGUUUGUGUUUGAGUGUAUGGACAUUGCCAGCACUGAUCCCAAUGGUUUUAUCAUCACUCGGGAUAGUGAGGGAUUGCAUCACUCAGCAAUCCCAUGGGAUGACCCUUAUCCCUUCUUUAAGGGAAUGAUCCCUAAGCAUGAAAAACCUUCCUCAGAGGAGUUAAUGCUGACUCCAUCAGAGGAGAGAUCGGGUGCCCAAACUGUCACAAUAAAUGUUGUCAAGUGGAGUGACAUGGAACUGAUAGACUAUGAAGUUUCUGAUACCCCUUCGUCAGGCCCCGAUACAAGGGAAGUAACUCCCAAUGUAACACCAGAGCCACCUUCAUCACCUAAUUCUGACCAGACUCCCCGAAAGUCUCGGUCUAAGAAGAAAUCGUCCAAAAGUGCUGCCUCCCCCACCCCAAUCCCUCCUCGUGAACUCAAAGAAAUGGAAAAGAGUCCCAGUGGCAGUGAUCGAUCAAGACCGUCCACAGCGGACAGCAAAAAGGGAAUUCUGCGACCCAGGUCAAGGUCUAGUUCUGCAGGAAAACGAUCACGCAGCAACUCUGUCCACUUUGAGACGGAUGAGGCUGGACAUCCAAUUAGACACGUAGAACUAGAGGACAAGGAGGUGACGGAGGAAGAACCAGUUAAAUCAGCGGAGGAGAGCAUGCAUGAAAUCGUGGACGCUCAGAAACGUGUGCUAGAUCAGUGGUGCUUUGCUGAACACUAUGAGCCUCACAUACUUCUACAGGUUCUGAAGGAGGCCAGCUAUACACUUCCAUUUAUUGAUCAUUACUUCAAUAAGAGGGAUAAUUCAAUGAUGGUGAUUCUACAUAACCCCUAUAACACAGAAUUCCAGAACCAUGUAGACUGGCACACAGAACUCCACUGUAAUCUGGGAUUCAGGAAUUAUUUGGAGUAUGUGGCUGAGUCGAUUUCUGACUGGGUCCAGGAAGAAGAGGCCAAGUACAGUGCCCAUUUACUGAGUAGGGAACUGGACAAAAUGAGGCAGGAUGAGGAUGCAGCAGCUAAGGCUGCUGAAAAGGCUGCAACAAAGGGCAAAAAGUCCCCUAGAAAAUCACCAAGUCGAUCAAAGAGUCCUAAAUCCAGAGGCAGUAGUCAGGAGAGGUCGUCCUCUGCCAACAGUAACAUGUUUAUCCGGGCAAACUCCUUAAAGGCCUACAAGGAGGAACAGGAUCGUCUCAAGGCUGAGGAGGAGGAAAAGGAGAGGGCACAGAGUGCAAAGAGGGCAAGAUCAGCUCAGAAAAGGGCUGAGAAGGAGGCAGAGAAGGAAAAGAAAAGACCUGGGUCCAGAGGAAGUGCAAAGUCUAAAUCCUCCAAGGAAAGAGAAGCCGAGCCUCAGGAGGCCCCACCCGAACAGGAAUCUCCCCCAGAAAGAUACUGGCCGUUCACAGGCUAUGAUGUAGGAAAUAAAUUGAUACAUGUUUCUGGGAUUACCACAUCUAUGUUUCCAUCUGAUGGUGGACAAAUUAGAACUGAGAGAACAGAAUUUGUUCAAGGAACAACUAGCAUUAAGUCAACAGUUCUGAAAGAUGGUCACAACUUUACUGUACACAUUUUGGAUCCCAAGGAAUCAACUGAAGAAUCUGAUCAGGAAGAAGACUUACUUCCUCCGACAGAGGAGAAGGCUGACUUUGAAAAGUCAGAGAAAGAUGAUGCCAAAACUGUAGAAGGAGAGAGGGGUAGUAGUGCCCAGAAGACAGGAAAAAUGGACGGAGAGAAAAGCUCAGUCAGUGCGUUUGGUUCUAUCACAGCUCAGCUUAUGGAUGGCAUGACUCUGUCCCUCAGCCAGUACGGGGCGUCAGGGGAGUCCAAAGAUGGUAAGAAAUAUGAACCCCUGCCUUACACACCCCCUCCAUCUACCCCAGUGCCUGGACCACCCCCAUCCCCCACCAAGAGCAAAAAAGGAGACAAAAAGGGAGCCCCAACUCCAGAACCCCCACCACCAACAACACCCCUUGAAGAUGAAGAAAAGAAAGAUCAGGAAGAGAAGAAAGAUGAAGAGAAGCCAAUUCAGCAGCCAUUCCAGCAGCUGUAUGUCUCCUGUCCUGAUGGACUUAAUGUCAAGUAUCUCCUGGAGAGCUCACUAGGGAUGAAGCCUAUAGCAGAGGAUGACAGACGCUUGCUUGUCAAACAGAGUUAUCCAUACAAAACCAAGGGAGAGCAGGAAUGUGAGGCGAUACGUAAGAAGUAUGCCCUUAAGGAAACCUCUAGAAUCAUGACCUCAGAGGGAACUGUCAUCAAAAUAAUGGAGGAUGGAAAUAUUGAAGUCUUGUAUGCCGAUGGUACUCUUAGUGUACACACAGGACACUGGGAGCUUCCAAAGGGAAGAGGAACCUCUCCCCAAAGGUCUGAGAGUGUCAAAGAGGAGAGGGGGACAUGGACAACCACAUAUCCCACAGGGGAGAAAAUCAUGUAUAAGGGAAAUGGAGACAUGGAGGAAUUGAAGGCUGUUAUGAUCAGUGUGGCCUCUGACCCAGAGACCAAUCAGACAAUGGCAACAAGAGAUGACCAUGUGAUCACAGUUAGCUACCCUGAUGGGACUACCAUUGUGGAGCAUGCUGAUGGAACUCGUAUCACCACGUACUACAGGGAGAACACAAUGAACCAGGAGGAGGGCCAGGACAUAGAAAUGGAAAAAGAGUUUGAUACCCAGACAGUGAAGUUUGUGAAGGUGGAAUGUCCAGCAUAUGCGACUGUGGAGUUUAACUGUGCUACCAGUGAAAACCUCACAAUUUUUGGGAAUGGUUCCACCAUCAAUGUUUUUCCAGAUGGCUAUUAUAUGCUCCACCACUGGGACGGUGGUCGAUGUGAGGUGGACACAGAGGGGACAGUCACAUAUUACCCCCGCCCUGACAAAAUCACAGAACAGCUUCUACCAGAGAGGGAGCUACAGUAUGUCUUAAGACAUAACGCUGAUGUUGUGGUGGAAACUGUGGAUAUGGAAGGAAAUGUGUUUAACGUGAAAUCUAAUGGAGACUUCCAGGUGAUCCCAGUGAAUGGGGACGAGAUGUCCGAUGUAAGUAACGAAGAUCUCCUCAAACCAGAAAAGAAAUUGACCACCUUCAAGGAGCAUGCUCCUAGAUUCCUUAUCAUCCACUCCGAUGGGAGUGGGACAGAGUUGAUGAGGUACCAAGAUAUAGCUGAGUAUUUGACAAUGGCAGAACAGAGCCCUGCCACAGCUGUUCUGAAGGAUGAGCUUGCUAACUUCCCAGGAGUUACUGGAAUCACUAUCCUGAAGCCAUAUAUUGGGGGACCAUCUGAUAGGUGGCUUAAGAAAUACGACCAAGAAUCCAUUAUUCCACAUGGUAUCAGAUGUCGAGAUCUUACCACACUACCUCCAAAGGAGUUCAAGAUGCCUGGUGGUAGAUUUGGCACAAACCUAGGUCAAGGUCUUGCUGUGGGUGGGGCUGUCAAACAGCAAGUCAGAAUUCCCAUCCUGAAGUGUCCCAGUACGCUGGAGCUUCGACAGAUGAUUCAGUAUAAACCUGUGUCUCCUGCACUCAGAGAAAAGUUACAGAAUGGUCUUAGGGAGUAUGCAGAAUAUGUCAUAGAGAGGAACAAGGUGGCUGAUUAUAUGAAAGUGGUGGAUCCAAGAACUGAAGAGGAGAAGAUUAAUGCUUCAGAUCUCCAGGAAAUAGGGCUGCAGCAGGCUAAAGACAAGAACUAUGCUUCUGCAAAUGUAAAGGAACUGUAUGAGAAAGCUACAGCUCCACCUGUGCCAAGUCCCCCUCCCACACCCCAGCCUAAGAGGACCCAGGCUGACUGGGACCGAGACCAAAGGGAGAUAGCAGAGGAAUUAACAGGAAGAGAGGCCCUGAGAAAGAAAAAGAUCCCCAGUUACUUUGACAGUGAGUUUGGAAAAGCUUUCUUAUUGACUCAGGCAAAGGAUGUGGAUGAGAUAUUACGGGAGCUAUCUGAGGACCCCAGGAAGGACGGGACUGAGGCAGUUCGUGGUCAGCUGUCUGGGCAGAGUGGACAACAGAUGAGUCCUGUUACUAGUGCUUAUCCCACUAGCGCCUAUCCGGCCAGAUCACUGGCAGCGGUGACUUCAGUCCAGAGUGAUAGGUCAAGCACAUCCCCAGGGGACACUCUACCCCCCAAAAAUGUACCAGACACACCUCUGUCUUAUGCAGAUAAUGAAUUAAGAGGAGUGUACACCGAGACGGUACCUUCUCGUGGAGGGAUACGCCCUGGUAACCCUACCCCAGCACACGCAGAGGGUCAAGGGUCACCAGCUCCUAUCCGACCUCAAAAUCCUACCCCAGUGCAUGCUGGCAAGGAAAAGACAGGAAGACCAAUUAAUCCAACACCCAAACAUGCAGGAGGUGGAAUGGACUCUCCCUCAGACCUACCAUCACAACUUGACUACCCUGCCAUAAUAAUGGAACAACCUCUUGAGGAACUGGAAGAGGGAGAGGAUGAAGUUGACAAUGAACAGCUGACCUUGACCAGAAGUCUGAAGGUCAAUGUUUUAGGUCAACCAAGGAAAAACCGUGUGCCCUUGCCAGCUGGAAUUAAAGGAGGGCGACCAGGAGCUAUUCCAAAUAUCAAGUAUAUUUCUGUUGAGGAACCAGUAAGGAGGAAAGUCAACACAUCUCUGGUAGCUGGGGCCUCCAUAAAGGGACAAAACCAGCUUUCCCACAUGAGUGGUCUUAUCCUAUUUCCUGAGGAGGUGGAGUUUGGGGUCCUGAAGGAGGGGUGUACCUACUGCUACACUGUUUACCUGAAGAACACGGGGGUAGACUCCUGUAGAUUCAGGAUCAAACAGCCUCCCCCAGCUACUGGACUCAGAAUUGUCUACAAACCAGGACCAAUUGCUGCUGGAAUGAGUGUGGAGCUGAAUGUAGAACUGUAUGCUAUAGCUGUGGGAGUCGAGGGAGAGAUGGGCGUUGGCUCAGUCCGUCACGACUUGGAAAUUGUCACACAGACUGAUGUCUUAUUUCUACCAAUCUCAGCAACUGUCUUGACUGCCUAUGAGUACGACCACAGAAGUCCCAAUAGUCCAAAGGGAGGUAAAUCAAAGGGAGCUAAACUAAUAUCCACUAAACCUCCGGCUACCACAGGCAUCAUCAGACCCAGAAAAACACCACUAGGAGUUGGGAAUGCUCCGAAUGUCUCUUCCUACAUCAGAUGAUCACUAGAUAUAGGAUAACUACUGUACAGACACUUCCAUCCUUAUUAAUUAAUUAAAAUGCAUUUAAGUUUGAUAUGAAGAUAGUGUGGAUUGGAUUGAACUAAAAAGAAUGUGAUUAUUUUUUACCACUGACUGUGAUAUUUGUAAUUUAUAAUAUAUAAAGAGACAUUCAUUCAUUCAUGUAUAUAUAUAAUUUAUGUAUACUGUAAUUUGAAUUAUUCUACAUGUGGAAUAAAUAAAAACAUUUU